Seriola aureovittata is the source of this 5050-nucleotide messenger RNA. RefSeq names its product regulator of G protein signaling 19 (gene rgs19). The transcript is spliced from 6 exons. The record is from RefSeq and is a predicted model, not a curated record. The coding region runs from base 742 to 1452 and encodes 236 amino acids. Lineage: Eukaryota; Metazoa; Chordata; Actinopteri; Carangiformes; Carangidae.
CUGGUAUUUAAAUGGCUCUCCAUGAUGUUUUAUUAUGUGCAAUAAAAUGUUGGCAACAACAAAUAAAAAUUGUUAUAUAUAAAGUUUUAUUAUAGAGAACUCCGGGUCUCCUCCCGCUUGGAUGGACGUGUGAAUCCGCGCAUGCGCUCCACCGCCUCUGUCCGCCAGGGCGGUGAUCUCUCUCCCUCUCUCUCUCUCUCACACACACACACACACACACACUCUUUCUGUCUGUCUCUUUAUCACUCUCUCUCUCUCUCUCUGGGAAAAACCCGAGCAGGAGGAAAGCAGCAGAAGGGGGAGGAGGAGGACUCCUUCUUCUUCUUCUUGUUCUUCUUCCGAUACAGCGGCGGCAGCAGCAGGAUAUUUAGAAAAAAUAAAUAAAAAAAAAAUCAACGCACCAAACCCCCCUGGUGCGGAGCGGCAGAGGAAGAAAAAAAAAAAAAACCACACGGAUGUGCCUCCGAAAGCGCAGCGGAUACCGCCCUCCGGACCUUAUUAAUGCCAAGAUUGUGAGUAUCUGAUCGGCUGCAGAAACGAGCUUGAAGCGGGGAGGGGAGGGGAGCUGCUUUCAGUGUGAUUUCCCCUUCCCCGGUCUUCAGUCAGCGGCGGGGCUUUUCCUCGCUCCGCGGUGUUGAGGAAAAGGAGAGGUCCGAGGCAGAAGGGGGGAUGACAUGCAUGUGUCCGGCCUGCUAACAUCGCUGACGAUUCGCACACUAACUGACUGCCCGCCCUCACGACAUGACGGACGUUCUGUACACAGGUCCGAUCCCGGCCGAGCGAGGGGGCGAGCUGGCCAUGGGGGGAGGUCGCAGCGAGACCUCGGCACUGAGCGGGACGGGAGGGGGGCGAGGCAUGACCACCACCCAGAAUUCCCAACGGCCCAACGCCUGCUGCUUCUGCUGGUGCUGCUGUUGCAGCUGCUCAUGUCUCACCAUCAGGAAUGAAGAGGAGCGACGGAGGCGGAGGAGGAGGAAGAGAAUAUCACAGGACACCAAGAUGGAAACCAUACCAAACUGUGAAGCUUGCACCAAACCCUCAAUGGAAGAGAUUCGGCUCUGGUCUCAGUCCUUUGACAAGCUGAUGAGGAACCCGGCGGGCCGGAACGUUUUCCGGGAGUUCCUGCGGACGGAGUACAGCGAGGAGAACAUGCUGUUCUGGCUGGCCUGUGAAGACCUCAAACAGGAAAUAAACAAGAGCACUGUCGAGGAGAAAGCACGCUCCAUAUAUGAGGACUAUAUUUCCAUAUUGUCGCCAAAAGAGGUGAGUCUGGAUGCCCGGGUUCGAGAGGUGAUCAACAGGAAGAUGCAGGACCCGACGCCUCAAACGUUCGAAGACGCCCAGCUGCAGAUCUACACGCUGAUGCACAGGGACUCCUACCCACGAUUCCUCUCCUCCAACAUCUACAAGUCGCUCGUUCACGGCGGCUCGCGUACCUCCUCUGAAUCCUAGUCCCACACCGCCUCCCCCUCAUCCUCCUCUUCUCUUGAUCCUACACUUAUAGGAUCGACGCCAGACCAUUUCAUCGCUUCUCUCGCACACUCCUCCGGGUCCAGAACUUUGCAAAAAUGAUCAGACUCCUCCUCAGUUCACUUCUCCUUUUCUCAGAAUCCCAAAUCUCUCCAAUUACUGCCAAGACUUUCUUCUCUUUUUCGUUUCUCUCCCUCCUCUUUUAGUACUGUUGCCAAGACCUCCUCUCUUCUCGUCCCUUCUCUCCAGUUGACUCCUCUCUUCUGUAGUCCAUCUAUUCUCUCUUUCUUGACAUUUAAUCUUCCUUUUAACUUUUGUUCCUUUCUCUUCCACCUUGAUCCAUUCUCCUCUCCAGUCUAGUGUGAAGGCCUUCAAAAGCAGGAAAAUGAAAAAAGCAUUAUAUUAAAAUAAAUGGUCAACAUAAAAAACAUGGACACAUUAAAUAUAAAAUAUCUGUCUUGCACUUAUUGUGAAAAGAGGAAGAAAAGGCAGUUGAAUUAAAUUAAAAAUAUAAUGUUGGGACAAGGGUUCAAGUUUUUGUAAUAUGGACAAUAUAUCAAAAUGUAACAAUUUUUUAUGUUAAUACCCACAAAUACUUCACAUGUCCACAAUUAGAUUUUGUUAAGAUGAAAAAAAAAAUUAACAGCAGUGAAACCAGAAAGAAUCAUAAAGACACACACAAUUUAUAUUCAUGAAAUUCUAAUCAACAUUUUCUCAAGUCUGAAAAUAGAGCCGAGCAAUGCUGUAUUUUUAAAAGGCAGAUAUUAUCGAAUUAAGUCAGUGAUGAUGUAUGGACAGAUUAGAUAUUAACAUAAACAGCAUUUUGGAUCAGUUUGACAAAAAAUAAAUCUUAACUGAACGUCCAGUUACUUUUUUUUGUAGCUUUUUCUGGAGCUUUUAACCGCAUCUCCUGGUCUUCCUCAGCAGAUGGUCUUUGCACAGUUUAAAAGGUCAGAGCCAACUCCAUCUGACAGGUGGAGACAUGUUAACAAUAUAUCAAGCUCCACUUACUGACUUAUCCAAAGCUUUCAACCACAUCACCCUGUCUUCCUCAGCAGCUGGUGGUUGCACAGUUUGACAGUUCAGAGCAAAUUGAAAACUUUGGAAUAAACCAUUUAAUUGACCAGUUAAAAAAAAAAAAACAAUAGAUCCAUUUUUUUUUCUCUAGAUAUUAAGAUAUUUACUGAGUUGAGAAUAAACCUGUCAUUUCUUUCCUGGCCAUGCAGACGUAUCAGUCAGACUCAGUUCAUAAAUGUCCUGGUUUCACCUGUCCUUAAGAUUCCUUAAGUUACUAUCCUUAUUUCUGUCAUCUUCUUUUCUUCCACAUCACUCCUUCUAUUCAUCCUUUCCUCCAGUGUUCUGUCGUAGAGCCUCUUCUCCUCUCUCACCUUCCUUGUGUUUCCUAACUUUUUCCCUCUUUUUCACCUCGACUCCUGAAUGGAGCAGGAAGUGAUCUGGGGUGUGAAAGUAUGUCUUUGGGAUAUCAUCUACUGUUACGUGGAGAUGUAUGUAUUACUUUGGGAGAUUUUCAUGCAUUUCAAAGGGGAGAAAUAUUCUUCUGUGCCAUGGAUUCUUUGUGGAUUUUUACCCCCCCACCCCCAUGACUGUCCAGUCAACUUUAAGAGCCAAUUAAAGGUGGAUGUUCCUGACCUCCGCCCACCUCAUCGCCUUGUUUUUCAUGCUUCGGUUGCCUCUACUUCAGGACUGACGGAAGGCAAAACAACGAGAUUGAUGCUGGCUCAUUCCCCUUCUUUCUCUCUUUUCUUUUUCUCUCUUUCAACUGGAAAACACAGGGUGCUUGUGCUACAAAGGACAAAAAAGUUCAGUUUCUUCUUCCUGUUUUUAUUUCUCCCUCACCACUCGUUUGCUGGAUUAAUCAUUUCACUCCUGUGAUAAACAAACGGACGAACGGAUGGAUGUCAAUUCCUUCCAACUACUGAUUUACAAACAGACAAGACGUCUAUUUUUUAAGAGAAAACUAUAUGGAACAUUUUAAUUAUGCUGAUUUUUUUUUUUUUUUUUUUCUCCCAUUCUCUCCCAUUCCUGGAUGUUUUGCAAGAAGAGGAGGAUUCCUCUGAGGCUGUACUGAUCCCCACCCAAAGCAACACCACAGACACUGCAAUAAAACACUGGAGUUCAGAAAAACAACACACAUACAUGUGUACACCUGCACACAUUUAAAAAAUUUGUGUUACUAUACAUCCGGACGACUUUCAGUUUCAGCCUAUUAGUACAAUUCCUCCCCAUUCAAGCCAUUAAUGUUUAGCAAAAUUUGACGACCAAAUUAGGAGAAAAAAUGAAUCCAUAGUAGAGCUGAAUCAGUUAGUGGAUUAAUUGAUCGGUCGGUCAGCUUCUCAAAUGUGACAAUUUGCUGCUUUUUUUGGUGUUUUAUAUUAUUCUAAAUUGAAUGUUGAAUGUUUUUGGGAUUUGGACUGAGACAAAACAAAAUGUGAAGCACUUUGGGUUAUCUGAACUUGUAAUUUGCAUUUUUUUUUAGACUAAAACAAUCAAAAAAUAACUCAAAGAUUAAUCAGAAAUAAAAAUAUAUUUUAGUUGCAGCCAUAGAUCCCAGUCAAACUGUAUCAUCUAUCAACUUAAAGCUGCACCAGGAAAAAGAGCCCAUGUAAAAUUGACACUAUAUCAACUUAAUAAACAACGAACAGACAACAAGGAUCCACAAACAAUUAAUAUUUUUUUCUGUACGACAUGGAGGAAAACGUCUAUAUGUGGAGGAAGAAGUGAAUCAAACUGUGAUAUAUUCUCUAUAUGAUAUAAAAUUUAAAACAAUUCCUUCCCUAUUCACCUCCGGUUACAAAUACAGUGAAAUUUAUGCUGUGUUUUGUCCUAUGGAAAUCAUUUUCAAUUUGAAAACACUGUUCAGACCAUUUUGUAGUUGGUAUUGAAAAAAUAAAUUUCAUAAAUAUGAAAAAAGAAUUUAUGAAAUUUCCAAUAUUUGUUUAAGUGUUUUCAACUUAAAAGUAUAAGUUGUCCUAAUGAGUAUAGUAAUACAAAAACAAACACAAACACACAAACACACACACACACACACACACACACACACACACACACACCAGGGUGGCCUACCUGGGCACUGCUGCUGCUGACCUCUGCCUUUGUGACCUCUCACCUUUGACCUCACCACUGUCCGUCACCCUCUCGGGACACCUGCUCCUGAUUGGCAGCAGGAGGCCGCAGGGCUGAUCUGUGGUUGGUCGAUUCAGGAAGGGGAGUGGAAGGAAAUCCCAGGUGCAAAAAAAUAUAUAGAUAUAUUAAUGACAAACAACUAUUAAAAAAUAUAUAGAGAAAAAAGAAGAUACCUAUUAUGUGAGAUGGGAUGCUUACACCCAGUGCUUCAUGGGAAAUGUAGGUUGAGGAAAACAAAUGUUAGUAGUUGUCUGCGGAGGCAGAGACAACAGAUUUGAAAAAAAUAGAAAAAAAAAAAAGAAGAGAUGCCUAGGUCUUAACCAGACUGGUCACUCAGAAUGCAUUUAUCUUAGUAUUGUUAAUGUUAUUUAUUUUAUAUUUUGUUAAAACUGUGAUUUUAAUUGUACAUAUAUAAACGGAAACCCUUGAACAUCCA